Molecule: messenger RNA, 2136 nt
Organism: Laetiporus sulphureus 93-53
Lineage: Eukaryota; Fungi; Basidiomycota; Agaricomycetes; Polyporales; Laetiporaceae
Product: NGP1NT-domain-containing protein
Exons: 7
Coding region: 22-2064 (680 amino acids)
Cellular component (GO): nucleolus
Molecular function (GO): GTP binding
Source: RefSeq, a predicted model, not a curated record
CUCGCAUUCCACUAACCCACCAUGGCACCUACCAAAAAGACGGCAACGUCUGGAAAGACGAAGUCGUCUUCCCAACCGACCUUGAAGAGGGUUAAGGGCGAGAACUUCUACCGCGAUGCAAAGGCCGCCGCCCGCCUGAAGAUGUUGAACGGCGGGAAGCCCGUGCGGGACAGGGACGGCAAGAUCAUCCAGGCGGCUGCGUUUCAGAAGGGAGAGGACGAGACGAAGCCUGGGAGAGUGCAACCUGACCGCAGGUGGUUCGGGAAUACCAGGGUUAUCUCGCAGACUGCACUGGACCACUUCCGCACAAGUCUCGCGAACAAGCAGCAUGAUCCGUACUCUGUACUGCUACGUCGAAACAAGCUGCCAAUGGCCUUGCUCGAUGAUGUCGCUAACCCGAACCUGCGCAAGCGCUCACAUAUCGUCGAGACGGAACCUUUCAAAGACACAUUCGGGCCUAAAGCACAGCGCAAGAAGGCGAGGAUUGACGUGGGCACCUUCGAAGAGUUAAGCAAGCUCGGUGCGGCUGCGGCAGAGAAGGCAGAGGCAGCUGGUGAUGCAGUCGAGGAAUCGGCAGAACCUGGCGCAUCGACAUCAGCAUCUGCUGACUUCCAAACACAUGCCGAUGUGAUUGAGCCAAUCUACGCCAAGGGUACUUCACGCCGCAUAUAUGGCGAGCUCUACAAGGUUAUUGACUCCUCGGACGUGAUUUUGCACAUACUUGAUGCUCGGGACCCGAUGGGGACACUGUGUGAGUCUGUUCUGGAGUACAUCAGGAAGGAGAAGGCGCACAAGCAGGUCGUGCUGGUCAUCAACAAAUGUGAUCUUGUGCCGAAUUGGGUGACUGCUCGAUACAUACAAUAUCUGACCCCACGAUACCCUACCCUUGCAUUCCAUGCUUCGCCCAACCAUUCCUUCGGCAAGGGAUCUCUCAUUCAGCUUCUGCGCCAAUUCUCGCAAUUGCACUCUGACAAGAAGCAGAUAUCCGUGGGCUUCGUUGGAUACCCGAAUGUGGGCAAGAGCAGCGUUAUCAACACGCUAAAAAGCGGAAAGGUCUGCACCGUCGCACCUGUUCCCGGCGAGACAAAGGUCUGGCAAUAUAUCACGCUGACCAAACGCAUAUACCUCAUCGACUGUCCCGGUAUCGUCCCGACCUCCGCCAAAGACUCGCAAACCUCCAUCGUACUAAAGGGCGUCGUCCGCGUCGAGGCACUCGCUACGCCGUCCGAGCACAUACCCGUUCUCAUGGAACGUGUCAAGCCGAUCUACCUCUCUCGAACGUACGGCGUGUCGCUCCCCGAUCCGUCGGACCCCUCGAAGGGUUGGGCACCCGAGGCAUUCAUGGACAAGUUGGCGCGGAUGAAGGGCCGACUGUUGAAGAAAGGAGAGCCGGACAUGGAGGCGGUGGCGAAGAUCCUGCUGAGCGAUUGGGUGCGCGGGCGGAUACCGUUCUUCGUCCCUCCGCCGGAGCGGCCGGAGGAGCUGAACGAGAAGGAGGAGAAGGCACGGAAGAGGGCUGAGAAAAUGGGCGCAGCGGACGCGAAGGGGAAGGGCAAGGCGAAGGAGGGGCACGGGGAGCAGCGACCUGUAGGCGUGAAGCAGAACUUGGGAUCGAUCAUGCAGAAGAAUACGUUUGUCGGGGAGGAUGUGCGGCCAUUGGAGGAGGAGGACCACGAUGAGGUUGGAGACGAGGAUGCGGAGCAGAGCGUGGAUGAUGCAGUUGAAGGAGAAGAGGAAGAGGAGAAGUUGAGCUGGAACGACGUGUUCAAGGGCGAUGCUCCCGAAGGCGAGAUUACGACUCUCUUCAGCAAACUGGGCGACGAUGAAGAGGAGGAUGCCUCUACAUCAGAACAAAGUGAAAAAGAGGCGGAGGAUGUUGCGGACGCCGAGUCCGAGUCGGAACAGCAACUCAAGAAGGAGACUCGCAUGAAAACGAACAAGCGCAAGUCAACGAACUUCUACUCAAUGGCAAACGUGAAGAACAAGAAUCGUGAAAAGGCUCUGCUCAUGAAGUCCUUACGUGCUGGAGGCAAGGAUGGUCGCAAAGGUCGUAAAAAGACCUGAUGUAUGCGUAUUUUUUCGACGUCGUCAGCUCUGGGGCAGCAAACGUAUCACUCAUGCUGCUGUUGACCGGGA